AUGGUAACCAUAACCCAGACUGAGGUAGCAAAAAGUUUAUAUGAAAAAGUCUUCGGUAACAAGAUUGCAAAUUUAAGCCACAUUCCGUCCUCGAUUAUUUCUGGAGCCAUCGGUCAGCCAAAAGUCUCGGCAGCUAUUUUGGAAUCACCUGAUCAACCAACAAAAAAGAAUAGAUUGAAACUAUUGAUAAUUACUAGAAAUUCAGAAUAAACUGAUUACCAAAACAGAUUGCUUUCAAUGAUACAUUGUUUCCCAUUGAAUAAUAAAGCCAAUCACUUUUUGCGUCACAUUUGCUCAUGGGCGUUAAAUAAACUUCACCUGUAAUUGUCAUUAUAAUUCAUUAAUCACUGAAACUCAUCGUUGAAGUUUCACACUAAUCGUUUCAAUUAAAAUCUGUUAUUAAUAACUUUACGUUGAUUUCCCAUACGUUUUUAAAGUAAACAUCAGUACCGAAGAGUUUUCUUUGUGAGCUUCAAGUCAAUUCGCCGGUCCACGAGAGUUCAAGUCAUUCCCAAAAGCCAUGGUUAACUCAACGAUAAGCAUCAAAAUUGCAACUCUGAUUAUAAUUUCCAUGUUAUUCAUUGAAAGUACAGCAAAACAGAGUGUAUGUUUGGUUGAGGGCGAUAUAAAAUGUCCAAAAAAAUCAAGAAAUUUUUCCAGUCAGAAGCACCGUCCAAGAAAUAGCGUAUCAUUAACUCGUAAACGCUCCUACACAAAUGGACCAAGAGAUUUCAAUACUCUUUGGCCGACUCGAACUAUUCCAUAUAAAAUUUCUUUUGAUUACUCAGCUGAUCAGUUAAGUUUAUUGCAAAAAGCAAUGUCAUCAAUCGAGUCUUCAACUUGCAUCAAAUUUGUACCUUAUUCCGGUCAACAAGACUAUGUGAACAUAAUGAGAGGUAAAGGCUGUUAUUCCCGAUGUGGUCGUGUGGUGAGAACAACAACUAAGUUUGGAUCUUGAUUGCUUCAACCAAAAAACUGUAUUUCAUGAAUUGCUACAUUCAAUAGGGUUCUGGCAUGAACAUAAUCGUCCAGAUAGAGAUAAAUUUGUUAAAGUAAUAAGGGAAAACAUU
Messenger RNA from Tetranychus urticae (two-spotted spider mite), 1070 nucleotides. RefSeq names its product meprin A subunit beta-like. Gene Ontology annotation, cellular component: membrane. Gene Ontology annotation, biological process: proteolysis. Gene Ontology annotation, molecular function: metalloendopeptidase activity; zinc ion binding. NCBI's taxonomy places the organism in Eukaryota, Metazoa, Arthropoda, Arachnida, Trombidiformes, Tetranychidae. The record is from RefSeq and is a predicted model, not a curated record.